AUGGCGCGCCGCAGGCCAAUCCUCCGCGCGCACAGGGGUAGCAAUGCAGCAGGUUUAUCAAGCACCAGCAGCUUGAGCCGCGGCAUAUCUGAUUUACAAAGCGUCGUCACCAGUGGCAGCAGCAGCAGCAGCAGCACCCGCAUGAGCAGCAGCACAAGCACUAGCAACCGGCGGGCUGCGUGCAUCUCCCUCCUUGCCGGGGCGGCGGCUGUCGCCUCCGCACUCGCCCCGCCGUCCGCACGCGCCGCCGCCGCGGCAGCGGACGGCGCGGCGGCCGUGGAGGAGCAGGCGUAUGCGGCCUACGCCGAGCGGCGGUUCGCGGAGGCCGUGCGGCUGCUGGACUCGAUAGCAGAGCCGGACAACCCCCGGUGGCUCGAGAUGCGGGCACAGGUGCUGGUGGAUGGGAAGGAUUUUGAGGGGGCGGUCAGGGACUACGGGGCAGCCCUGCGGCGCAGUGAAGAGGCCGGCGCGCCGCUGACCGACCGCGCGCGCCUGCUGUCGGGCCGCGCGCUGGCCUACGAGGGCCUGUCAAAAUGGGCGGAGGCGCUGGCGGACUACGACGCGGCGAUGGCGCUGGCCGCCGCGGGGGGCGAGAGCCCGGAUCCCUAUGUUAUCAACGCGCGCGGCAACUGCCUCAACUCGCUGCGGCAGUGGCGAGAGGCGCGAGAGGAGUACCUGGCAGCAGCCGACGUCUUCCAGGCGAGCAGGGGCUACCGCGGCCGCAACGGCAACACUACGGCGCGGCUGGACGGCGCCAUAUUUGCAGCCUCCAACGCGGCUCUGAUGCUGGCGGAGAUGGGGGACGCUGAGGGCGCAGAGGCCGAGAUGAGGCGCAUCGCGCGCAGGGCCCCUGGAUCGGCGGACAUGCGCGUGGCCCUGGCGGCGCUGCUGUGGCAGCGGGGGCUCGACGCAGACGCAGAGGAGCAGUGGCAGUACGCGUGCGACCGCAUCACCGUGGGCUGCCGCAAGUACACCGACGCCGACUGGCUGUCGCGCGUGAGGCGCUGGCCGCCGUCCAUGGUCGCGGCUCUGUCAGACUUUCUCUCCCUGAAGCACAGCUGA
This is a messenger RNA of Monoraphidium neglectum, 1062 nucleotides long. RefSeq lists its product as hypothetical. NCBI's taxonomy places the organism in Eukaryota, Viridiplantae, Chlorophyta, Chlorophyceae, Sphaeropleales, Selenastraceae. Gene Ontology annotation, molecular function: protein binding. The record is from RefSeq and is a predicted model, not a curated record. The coding region runs from base 1 to 1062 and encodes 353 amino acids. The transcript has 7 exons.